Anguilla anguilla (European eel) is the source of this 2232-nucleotide messenger RNA. Its product is annotated as Xan_ur_permease domain-containing protein. Gene Ontology annotation, biological process: transmembrane transport. The transcript is spliced from 12 exons. Bases 186 to 2042 code for a protein of 618 amino acids. Gene Ontology annotation, molecular function: transmembrane transporter activity. Gene Ontology annotation, cellular component: membrane. Lineage: Eukaryota; Metazoa; Chordata; Actinopteri; Anguilliformes; Anguillidae. The record is from RefSeq and is a predicted model, not a curated record.
GAGCAGCUGAUAAGACUCAUUCGUUCACAAUAACCGCUGCAGUCUCGUGUCCCUCUGUGCUCUUCCCCUCUCCCUCUCUCCCUCUUUCUUUCCCGCUCUUGAUCUCCCCUCCUCUCUCCCUGCGAGUAUCGCUUCAAACGCCAGCUGAAGUCUCCUGGCGGCACCUCUGUGCGCACACUUGAUCCAUGGCUCCAGAGAAGAAAAGCAAUGGCCUGGACAACUACGCAUUUUCAAUUGAGGGGGUCGAACAUUUCUGUGAUGGGAAAGGUGGACAAGGGCUGGUGCAAUCAGAGACAGACCGCAGGAGAAAACUGGUCUAUUGUGUUACAGAUGUGCCGCCCUGGUACCUGUGCAUUAUCCUAGGCAUUCAGCACUGUCUCACAGCGUUUGGUGGGAUACUGGCUAUCCCCCUCAUCCUGUCCCAGGGCUUGUGUCUACAGCACGAUGGCCUGACCCAGAGCCAUCUGAUCAGCACCAUCUUCUUCGUCUCGGGGAUCUGCACCCUGCUACAAGUCACCUUCGGGGUCAGAUUGCCCAUCCUUCAGGGGGGGACAUUCACUUUCCUGGCCCCCUCCAUGGCUAUGCUGUCCAUGCCUGAGUGGAAGUGCCCAGCCUGGACUCAGAAUGCCUCACUGGUUAACACCUCUUCUCCCGUCUUCAUAGAGGUGUGGCAGAGCCGCAUGAGAGAGCUCCAGGGAUCCAUCAUGGUAGCGUCUUGCUUACAGAUUCUGGUGGGAUUCUCUGGCCUCAUUGGUCUGUUCAUGAGGUUCAUUGGCCCCCUGACCAUCGCCCCCACCAUCUCUCUGAUUGGCCUUUCCCUUUUUGACUCGGCUGGCAUUAAUGCAGGGAACCACUGGGGCAUCUCGGCCAUGACGACAGCGCUGAUCGUGGCGUUCUCCCAGUACCUCCGUCACAUCGCCGUGCCCUUCCCCUCCUACAGCAAGGCCAAGAAGUUCCACACCUCCAGGAUGUACAUAUUUCAAAUUCUUCCCGUGCUUCUUGGCAUCACACUCUCCUGGCUCAUCUGCUACCUUCUGACCAUCUAUGAUGUCCUGCCAUCUGACCCUGAACAGUAUGGCCACAUGGCCCGAACAGACCUGAAGGGGGAUGUCUUGGGCCAGGCCCCCUGGUUCCGCUUCCCUUACCCAGGUCAGUGGGGCCUUCCAACUGUGAGCUUGGCCGGGGUGUUUGGGAUCAUGGCAGGGGUGGUGUCCUCCAUGGUGGAGUCCGUGGGCGACUACCACGCCUGCGCCCGGCUGUCGGGGGCCCCGCCUCCGCCCAAGCAUGCCAUCAACCGCGGGGUGGGGAUGGAGGGGAUCGGCUGCCUGCUGGCCGGCGCGUGGGGCACGGGGAACGGCACCACGUCCUACAGCGAGAACGUGGGAGCGCUGGGCAUCACGCGGGUGGGGAGUCGUAUGGUGAUUGUGGCCAGUGGCUUUCUGAUGGUUAUCAUGGGAAUCUUCGGGAAAGUAGGAGCCAUUUUUACCACCAUACCCACGCCUGUCAUCGGAGGAAUGCUGCUUGUCAUGUUUGGAGUCAUUUCUGCCGCAGGAGUGUCAAACCUGCAGUAUUCAGACAUGAAUUCUUCGCGGAACAUCUUCAUUUUUGGGUUUUCCAUGUUCUCCGGGCUGGUCAUACCUAACUGGAUCAUCAAGCACCCAGGAGCCAUAGCAACAGGUGUGAUUGAGUUGGACCAGGUUCUUCUGGUGCUUCUGACCACCAGUAUGUUUGUGGGGGGAUUCUUUGGGUUCAUCCUUGACAACACCAUCCCAGGCUCUAAAAGCGAGCGAGGCAUUGUGGCGUGGAAGGAGGCGCACAACGAGGACGCGGGCGAGACCGUGGAGAGCGGCGAGGUGUACGACCUGCCCUUCGGCCUCAGCGCUCGCUUCUCCUCUUCCUCCUGGGUCAGAUACCUGCCCUUCUGCCCCUCAGCCGGGCCCACACCUCAGCAGCGCCCCCCGGAGGACGCAGGCUCCCCAGAGACCAAAGAAGAAGUAGGAAAAUCAGACCCCACAGCCAGCUCAGUUGGAGUGGCGCUGUGAACACAACCCCCCGGUUCCAAUUCACCCUCUAAACAUUCCCCCUCUGUUUCGCGUUACACUUAAUUAUAAGUGUCACUUACGUAAGGGCCACUCAUUACAUUACAUUACAUUACAGGCAUUUAGCAGACGCUCUUAUCCAGAGCGACGUACAACAAGUGCAUCAGUUCGAGGUGCAGAGGUUCAGAAAAAC